AUGGGCUCAGAUAUUUCAGUACGAAGAGUAGAGAGUAUUGAGUUUGGCAUACUUUCACCCGAGGAUAUUAUAGCAAUGAGUGUGUGCAAAAUAGAGCACCCAGAAACAAUGGAGAGCGGAGUGCCCAAAGAAGGCGGCCUUGUGGAUCUAAGGCUCGGUACGUCAGAGAGAGGAUUUCUGUGCAGUACGUGCGGCCAUCGGCCCGACAGCUGUGUGGGGCACUUUGGGUACAUCGAGCUCGCUAAGCCGGUGUUCCACAUAGGGUACAUUGGGAAGAUAAAAAAGGUGCUGGAGAGCGUAUGUUUCUUCUGCUCGAAGCUGAGAAUAGAAAAGAGCAUCCUGCAGUCGCCAAAGCCAAGGUCGCAGAAAGAAAGAAAAAGAAGACUGAACUACAUUUGGAGUUUAGCCAAGAACAGGGCUGUGUGCAUGGGAGAGGUAAUCGCAAACGAAGAAAACCCAGAGGAAAGGAUGCGCACAGGAUGCGAGAACAGACAGCCCACGAUACGAAAAGAAGGGCUCCAUCUGCUGGCGUUCCAGAAGGGUGAGGAGUCAUCAGACGGCAAAACAGUCCUGAGCGCAGAAAAAGUACUGGAAAUACUGAAGAGAAUACCAGAUGACGACAUUGAGACUCUUGGCUUUGAUCUGGAAAAAGCGCGGCCCGAGUGGAUGGUCAUCAGAAUCCUUCCCGUGCCUCCCCCUCAGGUGCGGCCAUCUAUCGUCAUGGAAGGCUCUCUCAGAUGCGAAGAUGAUCUAACGCACAAGCUCGCAGAUAUCAUAAAGGCGAGCAACAACCUAAAGAGAUACGAGCAGGAGGGAGUCGCAGGGCACAUUAUCAGAGACUACGAACAGCUCCUGCAGUUCCACAUAGCCACCCUGAUCAACAACGACAUAUCGGGCCAGCCGCAGUCCCUGCAGAAGAACGGAAGGCCCCUGAAGUCCAUCAGAGCGAGGCUGAGAGGAAAAGAGGGAAGGGUCCGAGGCAAUCUGAUGGGAAAAAGAGUGGACUUCAGCGCGCGUACUGUGAUUACCGCUGACCCAAAUAUCAGCAUGAAUGAGGUGGGAGUGCCAGAGGAAAUAGCGAGGAUGCUUACCUUUCCCGAAAGAGUUACAUCAUACAACGUAGAUAUGCUUACUCGCCUGGUGUACAGAGGCCCGUACAAGCACCCAGGGGCUAACUACGUUGUGCGAGAUGACGGGCAGAAAAUAGACCUAAGGUUCCACAAAGGAGAGGUGAAUCUGCAGGAAGGAUACAUCGUGGAGAGACACCUGAACAACGGAGACACUGUCCUGUUCAACAGACAGCCAUCACUGCACAAGAUGUCCAUGAUGGCGCACAGAGCGAGAGUCAUGAAGUAUUCCACGUUUAGGCUCAAUCUUAGCGUCACUGCCCCGUACAACGCAGACUUUGACGGGGAUGAGAUGAAUCUCCAUCUGCCGCAGUCUAUCCCCGCACAGACAGAGCUGAAGGAGCUUGCGCUCGUGGAAAAGAACAUUGUGUCCCCGCAGAGCAAUAAGCCCGUCAUGGGAAUAGUGCAGGAUACUCUAAUAGGGGUGUACAAGCUCACUAGAAGAGACCUCUUCCUAACAAGGAGCCAAAUGAUGCACCUAUUCUACGCGAUUGACAACGGAAGAGAGUACAUCAAGCCUGCUAUACUGAGACCGGCUGUUCUUUACACAGGAAAACAGGUCUUCUCUGCUACUCUUCCCGAUGUUACGUACAGCGGGCUGCACUCAGAGCACGUGCACGGGAGCAAUUACGUGGGAAACCCAAUGGACAGCGAGAUAGUCAUUAAGAACGGAGAGCUGCUCGCUGGGAUUAUAUGCAAGAAAACAGUGGGCACAGCAUCAGGGGGGCUAAUCCACGUCAUUGCCAACGACUUCCCAAGGAGUGUCUGCGUGGACUUCAUCGAUGCCCUGCAGAGGGCAAUUAGCACGUGGCUCAUGGCGUACGAAACAUUCUCAGUGGGGAUAGGAGACACUGUAGCUGAUCCCUCAUCCAUGGACACGAUUAAAGAAGCGAUUGAGAGGGCAAAGGGAGACGUAGAGGAGAUCAUAGAGAAUGCAGAGAACAAUAAGCUGGAAAGGCUCCCAGGGAUGUCCAUGCGAGAGUCUUUUGAGACUGCAGUGACACUUGCACUGAAUAAAGCGAGAGACACCAGCGGAACAUCAACGCAAAAGAAUCUCCGCUCGCAGAACAACAUAAAGCAGAUGGUUGUCUCGGGGUCUAAGGGCUCGUACAUCAACAUAUCGCAGAUGAGCGCCUGUGUGGGCCAGCAGAGCGUAGAAGGAAAGAGAAUACUGCACGGAUUUAGAGACAGAUCGCUCCCCCACUUCACCAAAGACGACUACACUGCAGAAGCCAGAGGGUUUGUGAGCAGCUCGUACGUUGCAGGGCUCUCUCCUGUUGAGUUCUUCUUCCACGCAAUGGGAGGCCGAGAGGGGCUUAUUGAUACGGCAGUUAAAACAGCUGAAACUGGAUACAUCCAGAGGAGGCUCAUCAAGGCGCUAGAAGAUGCGCAGAUACGGCACGACAAGAGCGUGCGAGAUGGUGAAGGACAUGUUAUACAGUGUGCAUAUGGUGGUGACUGCUUUGAUGCCACCUUUGUGGAGAUGCAGUCUCUUGCCCUCUUCUGCUCCCCUGCUGAGUUCAAUAGCUUGUACGUCAUUGAUUACUCUGCCCUGUCGGAGUACUAUCUCUCUCCCUCGCAGCUGAGCGCCAUUCGAUCCUGCAAGACAAAGGCGCUCAUCACAGCCGAAGUAAAGAUGCUGCAGGAGGAAGCUAAGCGCCUGAAGAGCACGCACUCUCGGGAGAAGAAGCCUUUGCCUGUGCCUUUGGAAAGGAUACUCCGCGUGGCCUCUGAGAUGCCUCCGUACGCCCUUGCAUCUGCCAUGGCGGGCGUAGUGGUGAAGAUGGGAGGCCCUCAUAAGGCAGGGCAUUUCCAGGCCUCUUCCCUCAUGGAGGGAUCUGCAUGGGGCGGAGAAGAGCUGCACCCCGAAAGGAUACUGCGCGCACGGGAGGCCCUGGAGAAAGAGCUGCAGGAUGCCAUUAGCCCUGUGCUGGAGAUAUCUGAAAUUGCAUUCUCUCUCUUUAGGUCUCACCUGCGGGGAUACAUCACCAUUAAAAGAGUGCUGUGCGAGUAUCGACUCUCAGCCCAGGCAUUCGAGUGGGCAAUGGAAAAGAUCAGAGUGUCAUUCCUCAAGGCCAUCGUAUCCGCAGGGGAAAUGGUCGGAACACUUGCUGCGCAGAGCAUUGGAGAGCCUGCAACCCAGAUGACCCUGAACACUUUCCAUCUCGCAGGAGUGGCCAGCACAGUGACCCGCGGUGUGCCGCGUCUCAAGGAGAUCAUCAAUGCAGCGCAGACGAUUAAAACGCCGUCUCUUACCAUCUACCUGCGCGAGGAUAUUCGGCACACCCUCGAGGGAGCAAAGAAGGCCCAGCAAGAAAUAGAGAGGUGCUUCCUCAAGGACAUCCUGAUGCGGUCAGAGAUUAUAUACGACCCCACAAUGAAGGCUGUGAAGGCUGAUGAAGACUUUAUCUUUGCGUACGGCGUGCUUGAUCCCACAGUGUACAGCCCAGAGUCUCCAUGGAUGCUCCGCUUGGAGCUGAACAGAAGUGCAAUGGUAGAUGGAGGCAUAAAGAUCGAGCAGGUAGUGGGGGCAAUAGAGCAAAAGACCCUUUUCAAGUGCAUGCACAGCGAUGAAAAUGCAAAGACCCUGGUGAUCAGGUGCCAGCUGCCAGACUCAGAGGACAACCUCCGGAAGAUAGAGGCUGCAGUGGCUUCCAUCAUGAUCAAGGGGCUCUCCCGCAUAAAAAGAGUGUUCAUUAACGAGAUAGGCGCAGGAGCAGAAAAAGAGUUCAUUCUCCAGACAGAGGGCACAGGGCUGCAGGAGGUGCUGAGCCACCCUCUAGUAGAUCCCUCAAGAACCAUUUCGAACGAUCCCCUGGAGAUGGGGAGAGUGCUGGGAGUUGAAGCUGCUAGAACAAGCAUCCUGAACGAGAUCAGAUCGGUGAUAGAAAGUGAUGGAUCGUACGUUAACUUCAGGCACCUCUCAAUACUAGCGGAUAUAAUGACACAGAGAGGCAUUAUCUGCGGAAUAACCAGACACGGAACCAACCGCGGAGAGUCUGGGGCCCUGAUGCGCUGCUCAUUCGAGGAGACUGUAGAGAUACUCUUGGAGGCAGGGGCUACAGCAGAGGUAGACAGAUGUAAAGGCGUGGUGGAAAGCGUUAUGCUGGGGAAGGUAGCAGAGAUAGGCACAGGAAUAACAGAUCUCCUAAUUGACACAAAGAGCAUCGAGAUAGGCGCCAUGGCAAUGGAGAAGUACGAGUUUGAAGAGGAUGAAAGCCUUGAGGGCGGCACGCCAGAUGAAGUCUUGUCUCCAUCGAGCAACAUAUACUCCACAGAUAUGGCCUCUAGCAGCAGCUUUGACAGGCCUCUCGUGAAUGAGUGGUCGCCCCAGAAUGAGAUGGGGUACGGGUAUUCAGGGUCUUCUCCUGAUUUGAGCACAGUGUACAGCUCCCUGGGGAAUGCGUACUCUCCUUCAUCUCCUGGGCUUAGCUACUCCCCGGGGGGAAUGAUGGGCUCUUCUGUCUCGUCACCAAGCCACGAAUAUGUGCCGCAAACAUCAAAAAGAGUCCCCGGGGCGCACCACGGAUUUGGCGGGCUCAGCGGGUUUGGAAUAAGCUCUCCGAGCUCGCAGAAGCUCUACUCGCCCCUGACCCCAGGGCUGAAUUUGGGGGGAGGGCACAGGGCCUCUGGAGGAAGAGACAGCUCAGAGGAAGAGGAGAGUGACAGCAGGGGAAAGCGCCGUCACACAGAGGAGGAAAGCACAAGCUCUAGUGAAUAA
Nematocida minor is the source of this 4848-nucleotide messenger RNA. Its product is annotated as DNA-directed RNA polymerase II subunit RPB1. Gene Ontology annotation, molecular function: DNA binding. Lineage: Eukaryota; Fungi; Microsporidia. Gene Ontology annotation, biological process: DNA-templated transcription. The record is from RefSeq and is a predicted model, not a curated record. The transcript has a single exon. Gene Ontology annotation, cellular component: RNA polymerase II, core complex. The coding region runs from base 1 to 4848 and encodes 1615 amino acids.